AUGGCGCGCCGUCGCCGGCCGCCGCGUCCAGGCGCCCUCACCGAGCUCCCGCCGCUCAAGAUCCUCAGCCAGAUUGCCGCGCUGCAAGGGUUAUACUAUGCAGCGGCGCUGGUGCUGAUGUUAUUCACGGUGUUGGUAGCGGGCACCAAGUUCAGUUUCGAUCUCGUUUUUGGGUGGGAUGCGGUGCGUGGGGAUACGACACAAGGGUGGUUGAUGGGGUUUGUGUGGAUUUUGGACGGGGGUUUGGUAAUGGCCGUCGCGAUAGUAGUGCUCGUGGGCCGCUCCAAACUCGUACUCGACUUUGCCCUUUCGCUCCACGGGAUCCAUCUAGUCAUAGUAACCUUAUACUCUGGCCAACUCCCGCGUCACACAGCUUGGUGGUUUUCAAUGGCCGCCGCGAGUGGUGUCGCGGUUGCGUUGGCUACAUGGGGCUGCCGCUACCGCCAAUUACAACCAAUAUCCUUUGAGGCGUAUCGGGAUGAGCACUACGAUCCCAAGAUCCUGCAAGAGAUGGGUGAGCUAGGCCUCCUCGGCGCUACGAUCGAGGGGUACGGCUGCGCCGGCGCCUCUUCUGUUGCCGGGGGCCUGAUCACCCGUGCAGUGGAACGUGUGGACAGCGGCUACCGGAGUAGCAUGUCGGUGCAGUCAUCACUAGUAAUGGGCCCGAUCAAUGAGUUUGGCUCGGUCGAACAAAAAGAAAAGUACCUGCCUGACUUGGCCCGGGGCAAGACGAUCGGUGCUUUUGGUUUGACUGAGCCCAACCACGGCAGCGACCCGGGCUCAAUGGAGACGGUUGCACGCGAGCACCCGCAAAAGAAGGGAUAUUACCUCCUGAACGGGUCCAAGACGUGGAUCACGAACUCACCCAUCGCUGACCUCCUCGUUGUAUGGGCCAAGCUGCAGGACACGGGCAAGAUCCGUGGCUUCCUGGUCGACCGCAAACAGUGUCCCGCCGGCACCCUUGAAACACCCGCUAUCAAGAACAAGACUGGCCUACGGGCCUCCAUCACGGGCAUGAUCCACCUCGCCGACUGCCCCGUCCCCAAGGAGAAUAUGUUCCCCGAGAUCGAAGGACUCAAAGGUCCCUUCGCCUGCCUCAACAGCGCGCGGUAUGGCAUCGCGCUGGGUGUGAUGGGUGCGUUGGAGGACGCCCUCGCGCGGACGCGUGCAUAUGCCCUCGAGCGCAAACAGUUCAAGGGCAACCCGUUGGCCAAGUACCAGCUAAUCCAGAAGAAGCUGGCAGACGCAGCGACGGAUGUAGCCUACGGCACCCUGGCGGCCAUCCAGGUUGGCCGGCUCAAAGAUGAAGGCAAGGCCACGCCCGAGAUGAUCAGCAUGAUCAAGCGGCAGAACUGCGACCGCGCGCUGCACAAUUCCCGUGUGCUACAAGAGGUGUUUGGUGGCAACGCCGUCAGUGACGAGUACAUGGUCGGCCGCCAUGUGGCAAACCUGUACGUCACGCAGACCUAUGAGGGGCAGAGCGAUAUUCACACCUUCCGACGUCGUUCUUUGCCAAAUACCACACCACCACACCACCACACAACCACAGACAUGGCGCUGAAGCGUAUUAACAAGGAACUCACCGAUCUCGGCCGAGACCCGCCCUCCUCGUGCUCUGCUGGACCUUCCGGCGAAGAUCUGUUCCAUUGGCAGGCGACGAUUAUGGGUCCUGCUGACUCGCCGUACGCGGGUGGUGUUUUCUUCCUUGACAUUAAUUUCCCUACGGAUUACCCUUUCAAGCCGCCAAAGGUUCAAUUCACCACCAGAAUCUAUCACCCCAACAUCAACGCCAACGGCAGUAUCUGCCUCGACAUUCUGCGUGAUCAGUGGAGUCCUGCUCUGACCAUCUCGAAGGUCCUACUCUCCAUCUGCUCGAUGUUGACCGAUCCCAACCCCGACGAUCCGCUGGUUCCGGAAAUUGCACAUACAUACAAGACCGACCGUGCGAAGUACGAGGCGACUGCCCGCGAGUGGACCCGGAAGUACGCCGUCUGA
This is a messenger RNA of Dichotomopilus funicola, 1995 nucleotides long. RefSeq lists its product as uncharacterized. Gene Ontology annotation, molecular function: fatty-acyl-CoA binding; flavin adenine dinucleotide binding; glutaryl-CoA dehydrogenase activity. The transcript has 8 exons. Gene Ontology annotation, cellular component: mitochondrial inner membrane. The coding region runs from base 1 to 1995 and encodes 664 amino acids. Lineage: Eukaryota; Fungi; Ascomycota; Sordariomycetes; Sordariales; Chaetomiaceae. Gene Ontology annotation, biological process: fatty-acyl-CoA biosynthetic process; fatty acid beta-oxidation using acyl-CoA dehydrogenase. The record is from RefSeq and is a predicted model, not a curated record.